AUGGAUGGUCUGUCAAAUAAGAUCUCACCGCUGUUCAACAAAUUGCUUGCCAACCCUGUGAUUGAGAGGGUUAUUGGUAAAGAUGAGUCUGUUAGUCCGGUCCCCUCCAGUCCCAGUGAGAACUUACAGCAUUCUGCUACUGCGGAGAGCGGACCAUUGUCUGGUCAACUUUGGGAUGUCUCUUCUCGGCAAGCACAGAGCAGAUAUCUUCAAGCGCGUCAACUUGGACGACUUGAUCCGGCACUGUAUGUGAGUGAGGAAACAGAAGACUUGUACGAAAUAACUCCCGGACAUCUGGGUCGAAUUUGGUUUACUGUGACUUAUUCCAAAUCCAAUGAGCUUUUGAAAGUGACAGUGCAUAAGGCACGAAAUCUACGUCAGCUGUCACUUUCAUCCGGCGCAAGUGUUGGAGGGGUGGAACAUGCAAUGACAGCUAAUGAUGACUCCACACUGCAAGAUUUUCGGAUAAACUCUGUGAAUUAUGAAGAUCUAGCUAUUAUUUGUUCCGAUAGUUCCGUCUUCUUAGCUACUGAAGCUAAGGAGAUGGGAAUAUCCGGGGCUCACCAAAUCGAAAAAUGGAUUCAGUAA
Messenger RNA from Echinostoma caproni, 588 nucleotides. The record is from the annotation of a GenBank genome assembly. NCBI's taxonomy places the organism in Eukaryota, Metazoa, Platyhelminthes, Trematoda, Plagiorchiida, Echinostomatidae.